Molecule: messenger RNA, 2346 nt
Organism: Morus notabilis
Lineage: Eukaryota; Viridiplantae; Streptophyta; Magnoliopsida; Rosales; Moraceae
Product: cellulose synthase-like protein E1
Exons: 8
Coding region: 29-2230 (733 amino acids)
Biological process (GO): plant-type primary cell wall biogenesis; cellulose biosynthetic process
Cellular component (GO): trans-Golgi network; plasma membrane
Molecular function (GO): cellulose synthase (UDP-forming) activity; mannan synthase activity
Source: RefSeq, a predicted model, not a curated record
UAUUUCAAGAGAAAAAAUUACACUGAAAAUGGAAAGAAGAGAAAAUUUAGCAUUGUUUGAGACGAAGAGGUACGAGGGAAGAUUCAUAUAUAGAUUGUUUGCCGUGACUAUACUUGUGGGCAUAUGUUUGAUUUGGGCGUAUAGAGUUUGUCACAUACCAAAACAAGGUGAAAAUGGAAGGUGGGCUUGGAUUGGUUUGCUUGGUGCUGAGCUGUGGUUUGGUUUUUACUGGAUUGUCACUCAAGGCCUUCGUUGGAACCCGGCCUAUAGACGCACCUUCAAGGACAGGCUCUCUAAGAGAUAUGAGAAUCAGUUACCAGGGGUGGACAUAUUUGUUUGCACGGCGGACCCCACAAUCGAGCCACCAAUAAUGGUGAUCAACACUGUUCUAUCAGUGAUGGCAUACGACUACCCACAGCAGAAGCUUAGUGUUUAUCUCUCAGAUGACGGAGGAUCAGAUCUCACAUUCUAUGCUCUCUUGGAGGCUUCUGAAUUUGCCAAGUACUGGAUUCCAUAUUGCAAGAAAUUCAAAGUGGAACCGAGGUCACCAGCCGCUUAUUUUAGGUCCUUGCCUCCUUAUCAAGAGAAUGCUAAUCUUACCAAUGAUUCGGCCAUCAUCAAGAAACUAUACGAGGAGAUGGAGAAUCGCAUCGAAACCGCAACUAAGCUAGGCCAAAUACCAACAGAAGAAAGGUCAAAACAUAAAGGAUUCUCUCAGUGGGAUUCAUAUUCUUCUCGCAGUGACCAUGACACCAUUCUUCAAAUCUUACUUGAUGGGAGAGAUCCAAAUGCCACGGAUGUCACGGGUUAUACCCUGCCAACUCUAGUGUAUUUGGCUAGAGAGAAGAGACCCUUCCAUUUCCAUAACUUCAAAGCCGGAGCUAUGAACGCAUUGAUUAGAGUAUCUUCAAAGAUCAGCAAUGGAGAGAUAAUUCUAAAUGUGGACUGCGAUAUGUAUUCAAACAACUCCAAAUCCAUAAGAGACGCCAUUUGCUUCUUGGUAGAUGAAGAGAAAGGUCAUGAUAUUGCAUAUGUGCAAUUUCCACAGAACUUUGACAACAUCACAAAGAAUGAAUUAUACGGCGCUUCUUUGCGAGUUAUCAACGAGGUGGAAUUCCACGGUUUGGAUGGUUAUGGAGGUCCUCUCUACAUUGGAAGUGGCUGCUUUCACAGAAGAGACAUUCUUUCAGGGAGGAAAUUUGGUGUGGUGUAUAAGAAAGAAGAAAAAAGGGGAAACAGAAAAGAACAAAGUGUUUGUGAAUUAGAAGAAACAUCAAAAUCUCUUGCGAGCUCUACUUAUGAUGAAAACACUCAAUGGGGAAGAGAGAUUGGUUUGAAAUAUGGAUGCUCAGUUGAGGAUGUUAUGACAGGGUUAUCAAUCCAAUCCCAAGGAUGGAAAUCAGUGUAUUUUAAUCCAUCAAGGAAAGCCUUCUUGGGAGUUGCUCCAAUCACACUGCCUCAGACACUAGUGCAGCACAAGAGAUGGGCUGAAGGGUGUUUCCAAGUUUUGCUUUCCAAAUAUAGUCCUGCUUGGUAUGCAUACAAGAAGAUCAGCUUAGGCCUUCAACUUGGAUAUUGCAAUUAUUGCCUUUGGACUCCUAAUUGUCUGGCAACUCUCUAUUACUCAAUAGUUCCAUCACUUUACCUCCUCAGAGGCAUUCCAUUGUUUCCACAGAUAUCAAGCCCAUGGCUCAUACCAUUUGCAUAUGUUAUUAUUGCUGAGUACACUUACAGCUUGGCAGAGUUUCUAUGGUCUGGUGGCUCAGUCUUAGGCUGGUGGAAUCACCAAAGGAUGUGGUUUUACGAGAGGGCAAGCUCUUACCUCUUUGCCUUCAUCGACACCAUCCUUAACAAACUUGGACUUUCCAACUCGGCGUUCAUAAUAACCGCCAAAGCAGCCAAUGAAGAUGUUUCGGAACGGUACGAGAAAGAGAUAAUGGAGUUCGGCACUUCAUCACCGAUGUUCACAAUACUAGCAGCCCUUGCAUUGCUCAAUCUCUACUGCUUUUCUGGGGCGGUAACGGAGGCAGUCAUGGCGGAAAGUGUUGCAAGACUUUGUGAGACAUUGUUUAUGCAAAUCCUGCUGUCUGGGUUAUUGGUUUUGAUCAAUUUGCCACUUUAUCAAGGCCUAUUUCUGAGGAAGGACAAGGGCAAGAUGCCAACCUCCCUAGCACUUAGAUCAGCUGCAUUUUCUCUAUUUGCCUGUAUUUGUUUCACAAUCUUUUAUUGAUUUAUGCAAUCACAUAUAGGGUGGUAAUAUCUUCUGUAAUUUUUUUUUUAUCUUUUUUAGUUUUUUCAUUUCGCCUAAUUUUUGGUAAUAUCAACUUAUAUGAUACAGUUUUUAAC